UCGUAAAAUAUACGAUAAAAUUCAAAUAUACGUUCAAAAAUGAUUUCAGUAGACUGGUUUGGAAUACUUUGUAUAUUAGUAUUACUAACAGAAUCAAGAUCUAGAAAAUACGAUGUCGAUUCUGAAGCCAGAAAGAUUUACGGCCAAGAUUUGAAGUCAGUUUUACUCCGAUUCAGAAAAACUCCGGAUUACAUACAAAUAUUGAAUGAAGAACUGUCAAUACUACACGAGAAAUUAAAAGUGGCCAUGCUCCAGUAUUCUUUCUACUACGCUAAAAAACUGAAGGAAAGGGUCGAACAAGUGGUGUGCGAUAAUUCGACGAAUGGGGUGCUACGUACACAGUCGACUAGUGGAGAUUAUUACACCAAAUACAUCGGCAUCCACCGCAAGCCAAUAGUACGACAGCACACACACAACAUGUCCGGUGUGGAACGUCUAGAGCAGUACGUCAGAUUGAACCCCACUCUAUCACUGAAUAUGAGGAAUAGGAUGGUGGACCUUGGCUUUGAAUAUAGCGGGCAUGUUAUCCACGGUAUCAUCAAAUCAAUAUCGCCUGAUGAAAACUCAAUGUCUACAAUGCAGGCUAUGGACGCUUCAGAGAAAAUAUAUACCACACAUAGCUCGCAUCAAGUAACCCGAUACCCGACAACGUUGGAAACUACAGAAAACCCAGCUUUAUACAGAAACUUUAAUAAAGAUACGCGUCAUGUUUAA
Colias croceus (clouded yellow) is the source of this 714-nucleotide messenger RNA. RefSeq lists its product as uncharacterized. Lineage: Eukaryota; Metazoa; Arthropoda; Insecta; Lepidoptera; Pieridae. The transcript is spliced from 6 exons. Bases 40 to 714 code for a protein of 224 amino acids. The record is from RefSeq and is a predicted model, not a curated record.